AUGAUUGCUGGAAGAUGUCUAUCAAUAAAAAAUUCCAGAAUUCUUGCAACAAGAAGUGGAUUUUUUAGUAAAAAAAAAGAUAAAGCUAAAGAAGAAGUAGAUGUGACUGUUGAACUGACUGAUAAAGAAAAGGGAGCCUUAAAAUCACGUUUUCCAGAAGUAUUUUCUAAAAUUGAUUCUAGUAUUAAAAAAAUGAUAGAAACUAUGGAUAUAUCAAAAGAAGAUAAUGACAUAUUUGAAGAAAAUGAAUUUGAUUCAAUUCGUGCUAGAGGAAUAUUACCUUUUACUUAUACAUAUAAUCCACCAUCUAAUUUAAAUGAUAUUAUAUUAAAUGCAGUAACGUCUGUCCUAUCAACAACAGAAAAAGACUUUAGUAAGAUUGAUAUAUCAAAUAAUUUGAAGGAUAAAGCUGCUUUAUUAAAAUUAUUGGAAAAAAAAUUACAUCACAAUAUUCCUAAUUCAAGACUUCAUGAAAUGAAAACAGUAGCUGAUGUUAAUAAUUUUUAUCUAGAACCAGUGACUAAUGUUACAGAGUAUAUAAAAAUGUCAAGGGAUAAAACUGUACCAAAUAAUGUUUUUAUGCGUGAAGAAGCUUUUAGAUUCCAUCCUGAUGAUGUAGAAGCCUAUCAUGGUGGUGUAACAGCUUUUCCUGGACAAGGAGGUAAAGUAUAUGGAUUAAGAAACAAAAGAUUACUUAGAGAAUUUAAUCCUCGUUCCAAAUGGUAUGAUUAUGAAGAAAUGAGUUAUGAUUAUACAAAAGUUGAUGAAGGUCUUCCAUGGGAUCCACGUAUUGCCAAAAAAAUGGAUAGUUAUGUUAAUAGGAGAUAUAAAAUAAACAAGAACUAA
Messenger RNA from Strongyloides ratti, 846 nucleotides. Its product is annotated as GM06185p. The coding region runs from base 1 to 846 and encodes 281 amino acids. Gene Ontology annotation, cellular component: mitochondrion; mitochondrial large ribosomal subunit. The record is from RefSeq and is a predicted model, not a curated record. NCBI's taxonomy places the organism in Eukaryota, Metazoa, Nematoda, Chromadorea, Rhabditida, Strongyloididae. The transcript has 3 exons.